AUGGUAUUUAGUCUAUCAUACUUGGCUAAUAACCUGGAAUCAGUUGAGCAUGUGGGUCAUUGUUUUAGUGUAUUACUGUUUGGCGGUGCACACAGAUCGUUUGCUGUUCACGCUAACAUGGCUGUUACAAGGCCCAUUGUCAAUGUUUAUGGAGUGAAUGGAGCAUCUACGGGUUCCACCAUUAAGAUGCCGGCAGUCUUUACGACCCCACUACGUUUGGACCUUCUGAAUUUCGUCCAUGACCAAAUGCGUAAAAAUUCAAGACAACCAUAUGCAGUUAGUUCAAAGGCUGGUCAUCAGACAUCUGCCGAAUCCUGGGGUACCGGAAGAGCAGUUGCCCGUAUUCCUAGAGUGAGAGGUGGUGGUACACACAGGUCAGGUCAAGGUGCUUACGGAAAUAUGUGUCGUGGUGGUCAUAUGUACGCUCCAACAAAGACAAUGAGACGGUGGCACAGAAAGAUAAAUAUUCAGCAGCGACGAUAUGCUAUAUGCUCUGCAAUCGCCGCGACCGGAGUACCAUCGUUAGUCAUGGCUCGCGGUCAUCGAGUUGACCGUGUCCCUGAACUCCCACUUGUCUUAUCUAAAGAGGUCGAGUCACUUAAGAAAACAAAAGAUGCGGUUAAAGUACUUAAAGCGAUCCGAGCUUGGCCAGAUAUUCAAAAAGUUUAUAACUCUCAGAGAUUCCGUGCUGGCAAAGGUAAAAUGCGAAAUCGAAGACGAAUUCAAAAGCGUGGUCCGAUAAUAAUUUAUAAAAAAGACGAUGGAAUAUCACGGGCCUUCAGAAAUAUUCCAGGUGUCACUUUGAUUAAUGUCAAGGCUCUUAAUCUUCUUAAGUUGGCCCCAGGUGGUCACAUGGGACGUUUAGCUAUUUGGUCAGACUCGGCUUUCCGUCAGUUGGACAAGCUUUAUGGCACUCGAAAAACAGGAAGUGUAAAAAAAUCUGGUUUCCAUCUUCCCAUAGCAAAAAUGGCCAAUGCAGACUUAGGUAGACUUUUACACUGCCGUGAAGUCUCUUCUGUCGUGAAAUCUAGGCGUAUGCAUUUGCAACGUCCAGGUCCUAAAGUCAAGAAAAAUCCGUUAAAGAACCAGCAGGCGUUGCUAAAAUUGAAUCCAUUUGCGCUUGGAGAAAAACAUUUCAAGAUGGCCCUUGCACGUGCGAUUAAAAACGGAAAACUUAAACGAAAAGCUGCUAACAAAGUUGACGAAGCUCCUUCAAAAAAAGCUAAAUAUGUAAAAGUAAAAUGAUGUCUUGAAAUACAGUUGUGAUGAUGGCAUCAUUUUCUGAAUGCAUAGAUGAUUGUCUGAUAUUUCGAUCUAUUCUGCUUAUCGACAGUCGAGUAUGUCCUGGUGUUGUUCGUGUUAUGUAGAACAUUUCAAGAAUACAUAACACUUAGUGUUUAUGAGUUGUAAAACAACAAAUUAAAAAUAAGUUUGAAUUGCAAUAAGCAUGAGAGCAGUCUUUCGUUAUGAUCGUGGUUAUGUAUUUGUAAACUUUAAAGUCAAAUUAUGUAGUUUCGUGACUAAUGUUUGGCUGUAACAUUCUAGUGGUCUCAUCUGUGCAUAUGUAAGGCUAGUCAGCGGUAAUAAGGUUUACGAUUUUGAUAAUCAGCAACCCCAUUUGGAGGCUUAACUAAAAAUGUAGGUAAUUAAGUGAUCGUAUAUUAAAGGCACUUAACUGUAUGGUGUACUAGUUACAAGUGCUUACCACAAAGACCGUUUCAGAAAUCUCGAAAAAUACGUUGUAUGAUUUAUAAGAUUACUGGUGGAAGCUCCAAGUUUCUCACGAAACACUUCGUUAGUUCCAUUUCAUGGUAGGGUUUUUGAUUAAUAUCAAAUGUUUGUGUGGAAAUCUGUUGUGGGGUGACCUGUUUCUGUUAUGGCUAGCAUUAUGUCGUAUGUUGUACUACCAAUAGUCUUGGCAAGUAAGUUUAUUGAAGAGGAUCUUAAUGCUUACCAGUUUAAGGAAGUGAAAUUAACUUGCAUCAACAAUGUCGCGAGAUCAAUCCCUUUUGAUACCGACUGUAUAACGUCCGCGUAAGCAUCGCAACCAAUGGUUAGAUAAUUUAGGUGACAUGAUUCAAAAGCCUCUUCAAUGUUAAAGGUGCAUUCACUGUAUCUUCCUUAAGAUCCCGAAAUGUUAUACCUUUAUUUCCUGCACCUGAACUUUUACCCUAGUGCUGAUACUUAUACUAUAGCGUGCUUCUUAAGAAUUCAAUAUUGUGUGGCAACUUGGGACGGCGUACAUGUUCAGGUUCUGCGUUAAAAAUGACACUCCUUUUUGAUAGGGUAUCAAAUAUUUUCGACAACUUAACAAUGUCACUCGUGAGUGAUUACCGUUAUGUUGCUUAGUCGUUGUUAGUUACGUGCCAUCUCGUCGACAUAAUGGGCUAAUUGACAAUUUGACCACUGUAGAACAAGAUGAAUAUCCUGUGCUCUAAGUAUCUUUGAUCAAAACGCUAACUACUACCGUCCAAAGGUGUCUUGGACUUUUGUCUCAUGUAAGCUUUGUGGUUUGGCAGAGUUGCACAACAGCAAUAAAUUUCUCACCCAAACAUGUUUUCCUCCCGCAACAAUCUUCCAUGGGAGAGUUACAAAGUUCGUUAUUGGCGUGAAAAAUUUUAGUGUAAAUCCUCUCCGUCAUCUUUUUUCUAGUAGCUCUUAACACUAAAAAGCAUUCUACUAUUUCACGGGUUACCAUAUUAUGGUCAUCUGAUAUCACUGAAUGAGACACUCGUUUCAAAACUACAUAAGUUGCUUUGAUACGAAUUGCACCCUUUUGUUAGAAAUAACCGAUUGGCUGAAUAAGUUAAAAUCACAUGAAUACUGACUGUUUAGUCAAGUACCGGUAGUCAAAAGUCGUAUUGACAAAUGUAAACUGGAUUGAAUUUAUUUACAGUAUAAAAUGACGGAUCAGCAGCAUGUCUUUCUUCCCCAAAUACAGCGUAGAUUGUCUAGCUACUCCAGCAACGGACUAAUCAAAUACUCUUCAUGAUUUAAAUUAAAAGGCGAUCUUAGGUAUUACACCAUUGGAAAGCAGGAAGCACUGGGUAGCUGUCUCGUCCUAGUAUGGGAAUCCUCAGUAGCGCACAUUCGUGACCUCAACAUGUACAUCAUUAGAUAAUGACAGCGCUUAAGAUUGACCAGAAGUCCUCGGUUCAAUGAACUCUAGCAGGGUUGUGGACCGCAGAUCCCAUAUUAUAACUAGAUACUUUGUAAGUGUUAUCCGUAACAUACAUUUUUCCACGGUGGGAACCUAUUGCGACUUGAAGUAAGUAUCGAUGAUACUGAGUUUUUUCUGAAUAUGGCCUAGCAUGGUUAGUGUGAUUUUUUACUAUAACUUUUCGGCUGAGGAUUGUAAUUGCGGUCUAGGUGUUACGAACGUCUGAUGAUUUGUACACUCGAAUUCGUCAAAAUAAUGUCCACACCUGUUUAUACUGAGAAACUGCAGACAGAAUAUUUAUUAACUUUUGCCGUUUUUUGGAUAGCUACCAGUAGUGGAACUCAGGAUAGACGUUCCAUCCUACUUCGACUUGUCAGACAAACUGCAAUUUCUAACUCAGAAACGAUCGACACUAUCUAGUUUACUUGAAAAAAGAGCAAGCUAAAUUGGAUGGAUAUCAUUGUCAUAUGUUGUGGUGUUCUGUACUAUUUAAGAAAAGACAGAAUUCCGGUUAGGAUUAUAAGUGAACAACAGCUAGACUCCAAGAGUUUACUUUUAAUUCUUGGAAUUAACUUGGUGAAUGUACUUGUAUCCUAAUGAUUUGUCUCUAUCUGAUUUCAAGGUUAUUAUCUAUCAUUUAGAGCGCUACCUCUUGUUUAUUGACAAAAUUUGCUUGUUGCCUUUUAGAAACAGUCCUUAUCAUUAUGAGUUGUUAUCAAGAAUGAAUAUCAAGCAAUUUACUAAGAUCAAUACACCGAUACAUUUUGGUCCGUAGUUAUUUAACAACUUUUAUUGUAUUCAAGUAUGCUUAAAAAUCACAUGUAAACGGUCGAUAAACAGUUCUGAAAAUAAUAAUUAGGCUUAUGUAAUAUCUUUACCUACUAUAGUAACGCAAUUUUUUUACUGCUCAACAAACAUCGUGAAAUGACUCAACUUAUUCACUAAUGCAAAUUUGGAUUUUAAACUCGGUCUGAGUGGUAAGCGAAGGAAUGGCGUUAUAUUUGUUUUAUGAAAUAUAAUCUUUGGGAACAGUUAUGUAAAAAUGGUCCCAUGGUGCUGCUAAUAAUGGUAUUAAUGCGAUUUGCAAAAUACUAAGAAAGGAAUGUGGGAUUAUUAAGUUUUAUUCUCAGUAGUAAUCGUUUAUAAGUUUUUUCUAAUAUCUCAUGUUUGUGGAACCAUUUGUGAUAGAAGCUGGUCAAUUCAACGAAUGCACUAUAAACGAAUCAUAGGAAUGAAGAAUU
Schistosoma haematobium is the source of this 4401-nucleotide messenger RNA. RefSeq names its product 60S ribosomal protein L4 (gene RPL4). Gene Ontology annotation, molecular function: RNA binding; structural constituent of ribosome. Gene Ontology annotation, biological process: translation. The transcript has 4 exons. Gene Ontology annotation, cellular component: cytosolic large ribosomal subunit; ribosome. Bases 1 to 1245 code for a protein of 414 amino acids. NCBI's taxonomy places the organism in Eukaryota, Metazoa, Platyhelminthes, Trematoda, Strigeidida, Schistosomatidae. The record is from RefSeq and is a predicted model, not a curated record.